Molecule: messenger RNA, 970 nt
Organism: Nelumbo nucifera (sacred lotus)
Lineage: Eukaryota; Viridiplantae; Streptophyta; Magnoliopsida; Proteales; Nelumbonaceae
Biological process (GO): mitotic G2 DNA damage checkpoint signaling
Cellular component (GO): nucleus
Molecular function (GO): chromatin binding
Source: RefSeq, a predicted model, not a curated record
AUACAGCGAAAAGCCAAACUAAUCUUAGACCCUGAAUUCGCCUUCCCGGCUUCCUCAGUUCCUCUUCAUCUCUUCUGUUUUAAAUCGGGUUUAACUUCGAAUUCGAAGAGGCCCAACUCAGGAAUCUUGCUACCACGCUCAGCAAUGUCGACGAUCUUCAUUGCCGUCCAGUGUUGUCAGUGCUCAACUAUGCAGGUGAAGCAGCAGAAGAAGAGCAGCAACAAAUGGAACUGCGUGAUCUGCAACCAGAAGCAGUCCGUAUGGAAGGUCUUUGCUCGGGGAUACGCUGCCAAGGACAUCCGCAAAUUCGUCCAAGGGUUCAACAUGUCUCGCCAAUUUAUCGAAAACAGAGACGAAAGCCUAAUUCAGACAUUGGAGGAGAUCGACGACCCUAAUUCGAGCAAUAGCAGCUGCAGCCGAAAGAGAAGAAACGAUUGGACCGAGUACUUGGACACCGAGGACGAUGCUGAUGCCAAAGAAGAACUAGAUGGGAAUGCUUUUGAACCGAAGAUUGUGACGGAACUCCCAGAAGAGCACUUGAAGAAACCAAAACUGAAGAAGACUUACCCUGGUGAAUUUCAUACUAUUCAAGGAAGCAAACCUCUGAAGCCUGUUUUUUCAAAUACAAACACAAAGCCCAAAUUCCCUCAUCGAGACGACGAGGACGAGAAAGGGAAAAGGCAACUGGCAACAGGAAGAGAAUCCAAAUGGAGCUGUUACUUAACAGAAGAAGAGAGUGACAAUGGGAUUUUAUUCGGACGGGAGAGGGAGCCCCUAGUUGAUCUGAAUCCAUGGAGCCAUGCUGGUUUGGAGAACGAGUUCAAUGGCGAAAGGGUUGAAGAUGAAGUUCAUCCUGAUUUCACAUAAAAUUGUUUGGUGUUGAUGUUUCACAACAAUCGGUUCUAUGGUGUAGUGGUUAGCACUCUGGACUUUGAAUCCAGCGACCUGGGUUCGACUCCCGGUAGGACCU